AUGGCCAACUACCAGGAUCAUCUCGAAGACAUUGUCCGCGACUUGUCCAACGAGUACCCUGGGAACGAGAUCUUCACGUCCCACCUGGUGACACUUAUCACGACAUACCCUCCACUUUUUGUGUAUGUCCAUGAUCCAACAACAGCUGGCAUCACUUGUUCCCUCGUCGAAACCGCCCUACAGUCGAUCUCCGCAUUCGACCCUUCCGCAUUCGACCCGGAGGACGGUGCGCCCCGACUUGUGUUCGCGCAGGUGAACGCGAUCACGUGCUUCACGCCCCGUCUGCUCUAUGACACCGCGUUGAACAGGCUCGCGAAGUGGCGCCCACAGUGGGAGGAAGGGUGUGAGAACUGGCCAGCUGCAGGCGGCUCUCUGCGGUAUAACGACAGCUUCGACGGGUUCAUGCACGGGCUGCGCGCGCUCAGGACAGAGCUUCUAGCGUCGGCAGCGAAAGAGAAUGCCAAGGAAAGAAACGGAAAGGGAAAGGUGAAGGCGAAGGUUGCGAACGAAGAUGUCAGGAUGAUCUUGGUCGUGGAGAAGGCCGAGAGAUUGAAGAGCAACUUGCCAGAGCUCAUAGUGCCUCUGACACGCCUGGCAGAAUCGUCUCAAGUCGACAUCACGACGAUCUUCAUCUCUGAAGCCCCAUGGGACGACAUGAAACCCCCUCUCGGGGCCUCAUUGGACCCAUAUCGAAUGGUCAUUCCGCCUCCCACGAAACAAGCCACCAUCCAACUGCUCAAUUCUUACUUCUCAGCUGCCGCUUCGUCCGACAGCGAUGUAUACAACCCGUCUCUCGCACCGCUCUACGCCCAUUUCGCUCAGGCACUCUACAGCGUCUGCUCUCCCUUCACCAACGACCCUCGCGAGCUGGCCUACAUCGCGGCUGCGCGUUGGCCAGGAUUCGUUCAACCAGUCCUAAAAGCGCACGCUCGGGAUCUCGCAGCUCUUCGCGAAGACGACCCUGAUGCCGACCUUCCGCUCGAGCCCCCCAGCGAAGACGCACGCAUGCGCCUCCUGCGCUACUUCACUCCCUCGCUCACUGUGGCCCUAGAAGCACUGUAUCCGCGCCUGACGAACGCAAAGGACUGGGCCAAUGCAAAUAUGCCAGAACCGGGCGCGUUGGAUCCCGGAAGAUCAGUCCCAUCGAGCCCGCGCAAAGAUAAGGGGAAGACACGAGAUGGCGGAGGAGACGUGGCGGCCGAGUUCGACACGGACGUGGCAGUGCAGUUUCUGCCUCGAAUGUCCAAGUUCAUCUUAGUGGCAGCCUUCCUCGCAUCGACGAACCCACCAAAAUCGGACUUGCGGAUGUUCGGCAGGGGCGUGGACGAUAGGCGAAAGCGUAAGAAAGGUGGUGGGACGCGUAAGAGCGCAGGAAAGAGCGGACCGGCAAAGAUUGCUCAGCGGCUGCUAGGGCCCAUGACGUUUCCUCUAGACCGCCUUUUGGCUAUCCUCGGUAUUCUCCUCGAGGAGUAUGAUUACGAUUCACGACCACAGGAGCCAGAGUACCUAUCAGGUGUACCUGGUGAGGAGACGGAGCUUGAGCUGGGAAGAGUGCAUGUCUACGGAGCGGUGGUCGAGCUGUCUACAGCCAGGCUCUUGCAUCGAACCUCCCCGUCAGACAAAUUGGACGGUCCCCCAACGUUCAAAUGUGGUAUUUCUUACGAUGUUGCCAUGGCUCUCGCGAAAGAUCUCUCAGUGCCACUGCUUGACUUGAUGUGGGACUCGAGUUGA
Messenger RNA from Heterobasidion irregulare TC 32-1, 1731 nucleotides. RefSeq lists its product as uncharacterized. Lineage: Eukaryota; Fungi; Basidiomycota; Agaricomycetes; Russulales; Bondarzewiaceae. The transcript is spliced from 5 exons. Gene Ontology annotation, biological process: DNA replication initiation; DNA replication. The record is from RefSeq and is a predicted model, not a curated record. Gene Ontology annotation, cellular component: nucleus; nuclear origin of replication recognition complex. Bases 1 to 1731 code for a protein of 576 amino acids. Gene Ontology annotation, molecular function: DNA replication origin binding.